AUGGCCGCCGCCGCUUCGUCUCCCGCUGCCGCGGGGGCUCCGGCGGCAAUCACCGCUCCGGCGGUGGUGGCGCUGCCCCUCACUGAGAGUAAGAAAAUUACCGAUCUGCGGGUCAUCGAUCUCAAGUCAGAACUGAAGCGGCGCAACCUGGACAUCACUGGGGUGAAGACCGUGCUCAUAUCCCGGCUCAAGCAGGCUAUUGAAGAGGAAGGAGGCGAUCCAGAUAAUAUUGAAAUAACUGUUUCAGCUGAUACACCCACCAAGAAACCAGCUAAAGGCAAAGGUAAAAAGCAGGAAGCUGAUGAAUUAACUGGUGAUGCUUCAGUCGAAGAGGAUUCCUUUGUCAAGGUAAAAGAAAGUGAACUGGAGACUCAAGAUACAAGUGAUCAAGAUGGAAAUGAGGAACUAAAAGACAUUAAAGAAUCUGUUGAAGAUGAAAACUUGAAUUCUAAAGAACUACCAUCUGCAGAAAAAAAAAGACACCACAAUCCAGAGCCAGCAGAGACAACAGAAGAUGCAGAAAAGGAUUCUGAAAAUCAGGAUAAUGAAGGGCAAGACAUAGAAGACUACACUUUUCCAGCUGUCCAUGAUGGCGAGGAUGAAGAAAAUGAGAAAGAUAAAGCAGGUUCUGGUGAUGGUACACAAGAAGUAUCUAAACCUCUUCCUUCAGAAGAAAGCCUAGCUGAGGCUGAUCACACGGCUCACGAAGAGAUGGAAGCUAACACCUCUGUGAAAGAAGCUGAGGAUGAUAACAUAUCGGUUACAAUCCAGGCUGAAGAUGCCAUCACUCUGGAUUUUGAUGGUGAUGAUCUCCUAGAAACAGGUAAAAAUGUGAAAAUUACAGAUUCUGAAGCAAGUAAGCCAAAGGAUGGGCAGGAUACCAUUUCACAGAGCCUGGAGAAGGAAAGCAAGGACUAUGAGAUGACUGAGAACCAUAAAGAUGGUAAGAAGGAAGACUGCGUGAAGGGUGAUCCCGUCAAGAAGGAAGCCAGAGAAGGUUCAAAGAAAGCAGAAUCAGGAGACAAAGAAAAGGAUACUUUGAAGAAAGGUCCCUCGUCUACUGGGGCCUCUGGUCAAGCAAAGAGCUCUGCUAAGGAAUCUAAAGAAAGCAAGACAACAUCAAAGGAUGAUAAAGGAAGUGCAAGCAGUGUUAGUGGUAGCAGUGGAAGUUCAACUAGAAACCUGUGGGUUAGCGGACUGUCUUCCAACACAAAAGCUGCUGACUUGAAAAAUCUCUUUGGCAAAUAUGGAAAGGUACUUGGUGCAAAGGUGGUCACAAAUGCACGAAGCCCAGGGGCAAAAUGUUACGGCAUAGUAACAAUGUCUUCUAGCACAGAAGUGGCUAGAUGUAUUGCACACCUUCAUCGAACAGAGCUGCAUGGACAACAAAUUUCUGUUGAGAAAGUGAAAGGUGAUCCUUCCAAAAAAGAAUUGAAGAAGGAAAGCGAUGAGAAAUCUGGUUCAAGUAGAAGCAUGGGAGAUAAGAAGACUACAUCAAGUGAUAAAACGAGCAAAACUCCGUCAACCAAAAAAGAAGAAAAGAAAUCUGAGAAGUCUGAAAAAAAAGAAAGUAAAGAAGCCAAGAAAACAGAAGGUAAAGAUGAGAAGAGUGAUAAUGGAGCAAGUGGCCCUAAUCAAGAAUCCAGUAAAAAAACUGAAGAAAAGAAAAGAAUAAGUGGUAAAAGCCCAGGUCAAAUUGUAGUUUUAGACCAAACGAAAGGAGACCAAGGCCACACUAGGACAUUUAGAAGGGGAAGGUUUGAUAAACCACAGAUAUUGAGGAACAAAGAGCGUAUUAUUCAAGAUAAAGUGAAAUUCAGGGAAUACAGGAGCAGAAAGGAUAUCUUGCCGUUCGAAAAGAUGAAGGAGCAGAGAUUACGAGAACACAUGGUUCGGUUGGAAAGAAUACGACGAGCUGUUGAACUCCGAAGGCGAAGAGAAAUUGCAGAGAGGGAGCGUCGUGAAAGAGAACGCAUACGAAUAAUGCAUGAACGAGAAGAAUGCUUGCAGAGAGAAAGGGAACGGUUAGAAAUUGAAAGGCAAAAGCUAGAGAGGGAAAGGAUGGAACGGGAGCGUUUGGAAAGAGAGCGUGUUCGUAUUGAACAGGAACGUCGAAAAGAAGCAGAGCGUAUUGCUCGCGAAAGGGAGGAACUUCGUCGACAACAGCAGCAACUUCGUUAUGAACAGGAAAAGAGAAAUUCUUUGAAACGUCCCCGUGAUGUAGAUCACAGGAGAGAUGAUCCUUACUGGAAUGAGAGUAAGAAGAUGCCUCUUGAUACAGAUGCACGUUUUAGUCAUGGUUCAGAUUACAGUCGUCAGCAGAACAGGUUUAAUGAUUUUGAUCACAGAGAGCGGGGCCGAUAUCCAGAAGGUUCUGUUCCAUCGUCGUCUUUUGAUAGGCGAGAACGUUUUGUAAACCAAGGUGAAGCAAAAAAGACUCGCCCAACAGCACGAAGAGAAGAACCAGGAUUUGAGAGAUAUCCUAAGAACUUCAGUGACUCCAGAAGAAAUGAACCACCACAGCCACGAAGUGAACUUCGAGAUACAGACAGACGAGAAGUGCGAGGAGACAGAGAUGAAAGAAGAACAGUGAUAAUUCAUGACAGGCCUGAAAUACCACAUGGUCGACAUCCAAGAGAGCCUGGUUCAAAUCCACCUAGACAAACAAAUUGGAAGAGUGAGGGAAGCAUAAACACAGACAAACGGGAUGGCAGCAAUUUUUGCAGAGGCGAGAGGCCAGAUCGAUCAGGAAGAGAAGUGUCUGGACACGUGAGAGGUGCACCUCCUGGUAGCCGUAGCAGUGCUUCUGGGUAUGGAAGCAGGGAAGGAGAACGAGGUGUGAUGGGAGAACGAGGUGGAGGACAACACUACAGUGACGACAGACACGUUGUUGAACGUCACAGUCGUGAAACUGGACCAAGAAAAGAAUGGCAUGGACCUAGUUCUCAAGGAAGUGGGUAUCAUGAUACAAGGAGGAUGGGGGAUGGCCGUGGAGGUGGCAUGAUGUCUCCACAUACAAGUAACUCUUCACCAAUCAAUAGAGUUGUACAGAUCACAGGCAAUUCCAUGCAGAGGGGAAGUGGCUCAGGAUUUAAGCCAUUUAAAGGUGGACCUCCACGAAGAUUCUAA
This is a messenger RNA of Indicator indicator, 3129 nucleotides long. RefSeq names its product SAFB like transcription modulator (gene SLTM). The record is from RefSeq and is a predicted model, not a curated record. Gene Ontology annotation, cellular component: nucleus. Gene Ontology annotation, molecular function: sequence-specific DNA binding; RNA binding. The coding region runs from base 1 to 3129 and encodes 1042 amino acids. NCBI's taxonomy places the organism in Eukaryota, Metazoa, Chordata, Aves, Piciformes, Indicatoridae. Gene Ontology annotation, biological process: regulation of mRNA processing; regulation of transcription by RNA polymerase II. The transcript is spliced from 21 exons.